UAUCGUGUCUUGUGUCGUCUGGCAACAUAUGCAAAUAAAAACACAAUGGAAUAUCGAUGGAAACCGCAAGAGGAGAGGAUUAAUUUAUAUCAGGUUGAACGCUGGUAUCUGACUGACUGGGAAAGGACAAACCUGCUAUACACAUUUCGUUUCGGUUACCUGAAAUUAGCACCAAUUACGGCAAAUGAGGAUGUCUCUCAUCACUUAAGCGAUCUUCCUUCCGGACUUGUUUCGGCUCCAAUUUCGAUCCACUGGUUGUGGACAAUCAACAAUCCUCAGUAUGCAUCCACAUCCUACUCGCAACAAGAUGCUGAAGCCAGGAAACAAUUUGUCUCGCAAAAAGCUUCUGAAAUGUGCCACGACUGGUAUGAGGAAGACGGUGCACAGUAUAAUUUUAUUCGCGAUACGGAAACAAAUGCAUCCUGCCCGUGUGUUGAAAGCCAAGCACGUGUUGAUCUUGGCCGCUUCAUGCCGCACCCUCGCUGUUCUCAGGUCACUCACUCAAAUAUAACUGAUCCUAUUUGA
Messenger RNA from Gongylonema pulchrum, 525 nucleotides. The record is from the annotation of a GenBank genome assembly. Lineage: Eukaryota; Metazoa; Nematoda; Chromadorea; Rhabditida; Gongylonematidae.